AUGCGCCUGAAGAAAGUGCUAGCUGGUACUGCUGCAAUCAGAGUGGCUGAACAACUCCUACAAAUUCUGGGCUGGUCAGAUCUAUUUGAUUAUAAGGCAAUAUAUCCUGGUUGCAAAAUUACCCAUUUUAAAAGAUUUCAUAAAUUGUCUGGUAUAGAGUAUGCAGAUAUGGUGUUUCUUGAUGAUGAAGAACGUAAUAUCAACGAUAUCAGUCGAUUAGGUGUACAAUGUCAUCUAGUUGAACGUGGGAUCACGUGGAAUCUCUUUGAACAGGCUUUAAAAGAGUUUGAACGUAAAGGCAAACAUGCACACACCCAUCCACUAAAUGACUGUUGA
Trichobilharzia regenti is the source of this 336-nucleotide messenger RNA. The record is from the annotation of a GenBank genome assembly. Lineage: Eukaryota; Metazoa; Platyhelminthes; Trematoda; Strigeidida; Schistosomatidae.